This is a messenger RNA of Rotaria sp. Silwood2, 390 nucleotides long. The record is from the annotation of a GenBank genome assembly. NCBI's taxonomy places the organism in Eukaryota, Metazoa, Rotifera, Eurotatoria, Philodinida, Philodinidae.
AUGAGUUCCUAUUUCUUUGUAGCAUUAGUUAAAAUUGCUAUAACAACAAAUCCAGAAAUAACUUUUCCUGGACAACGUAUGCUUGAACUUGUACGACCAAUAAGAAAAGUUUUAAAAAUUGAACAUACAGCAUUAGAAAAUUUUGAAGCAUUAAAGGCUUUAACUAAUUUAGCUAGUAUUGGUGAAAGUGUUCGAAAACGUAUUUUAAAAGAAGGUGAAUUUUCAACUAUAGAACAAUAUAUGUUUGAAGAACAUUCAAUGUUAGGACAAGCACCAGUUGAAUGUAUGUAUAAUUUAGUUGUUCAAGAAGAAGUUAUUAAAUGUUUUACUGGUGAAAAUGAUNAUGUAAAAGACGAAAGCAUGUUAAAUCAUAAUAACAUUCUAGUGUAG